Messenger RNA from Thlaspi arvense, 1593 nucleotides. NCBI's taxonomy places the organism in Eukaryota, Viridiplantae, Streptophyta, Magnoliopsida, Brassicales, Brassicaceae. The record is from the annotation of a GenBank genome assembly.
ACUAACAUUCCAAAUCCUUCGAUCUUUGAUUUCUCCUGAAAUCUCGAUUUCAAAAACCCUAAAGAUAUUUAUAGUUCCAUUUCCGAUCAUUUCGGUGUUCGGAUGCAGAUCUCCGGAGGUGAGUGAGUAAUCUCGGUGACUUUCCGAAUUACCCAUGCCGCGGAAAGCGCAACUGCAGCUUCCGGCGUCUCGUCGCGGCGGCGUGUGGUUUCGAUGGAAGCUAAUCACUGCUCUCUCCGCCGCACUAUGUAUCAUCGCUCUCUUCAGUAUCCACCGUCAGUCUCGUUCCAGCGCGACACUACCGUCGCUCUCCGUCGCGAGAUCUCGUAUCCCGCUCCGAAAAUACUCCGGCGACCGUCCGAAGGUCGCGUUCCUUUUCCUGGCUCGCCGUGAUCUUCCACUCGAUUUUCUCUGGGAUAGAUUCUUCAAGGGAGCAGAUCAGAGGAAUUUCUCAGUUUAUGUACAUUCAGUACCAGGAUUCGUAUUCGAUGAAGGCACCACACGAUCACAGUUCUUCCACAAUAGACAAUUGAAGAAUAGCAUCGAGGCAAUUUGGGGAGAAUCAAGCAUGAUUGCAGCAGAGAGAUUGUUGCUAGCAUCUGCCUUGGAGGAUCCUUCGAAUCAAAGAUUUGUUCUUUUGUCUGAUAGCUGUGUUCCGUUAUACGACUUUGGUUACAUAUACAGAUAUCUAAUGUCUUCACCAAAAAGCUUUGUAGACAGUUUCCUUGAUACUAAAGAUAGGCGCUACACCAUGAAAAUGUUUCCUGUGAUUCCUAAAGAGAAGUGGCGAAAAGGAUCCCAGUGGAUAUCAUUGAUCAGAAGCCAUGCAGAGGUCAUUGUUAACGAUGAUACUGUGUUCCCUGUUUUUCAGAAAUUUUGCAAGCGAUCUCUACCUCUGGAUCCCAGAAAUAAAUGGCUUUAUCUUAAACACAGACGUCACAACUGCAUCCCUGAUGAACACUACGUUCAAACUCUGCUUACAAUGCGCGGCUUGGAGAGUGAAAUGGAACGGAGAACAGUGACAUACACAACAUGGAACCUAUCAGCGAAAAGAGCUGAAGCCAAAUCUUGGCAUCCUCUUACUUUCACAUCGGAUACUUCGGGACCAGAGGAAAUACAAGGAAUAAAGAAAAUCAACCAUGUAUAUUAUGAAACGGAAUAUCGAACAGAAUGGUGCAGGGCGAAUUCGAAACCCGUACCAUGCUUUCUCUUUGCGAGGAAGUUCACUAGAGGAGCUGCAAUGCGACUUUUGAGUGAAGGAUUAGUAGAUUCAUCAACAUAUACUGAUACAACAACCUUUUGAAUUGCAAAAAGAAGGUAAGCGAAAGGUUAAAAGUUAUAAAACUAAGAAAGAAGAAACCGAAAACCUGACACAGGGAAAGAGAUUUAACUUAGAGCAUAUACACACAAGUGAAGCAUACACAGAUAGUACAUUAAUUGAUGAUCAUACGACUUAGUACAAAGUACAGCCUCUAUGGUUUUUUUCUCUUUUUCUCUUUUUUGUAUUUUUAUUUAUUUGAUAUAAAACGGCAAUUUCUGAGCUUCUAUAGAGAAAUUAUAAUACAAAAUUACAAAUGUUUUGGGGAAACUGUG